UUAUGAACGAACGUGUUUCGUCCCCACUUUAAAUUUGAGAUUGUGAUAUAUUUAAACCAUUUUAAAUUGGAAUCAAGUUCACUUUAUGUGUGUGCUUAGCUGGGAACUUAUUCGUCCUUGUCCCCUAGUUGUGGUGUUAAUACUAGUUAAAACCUGUUAAUUCUAAUUAUUAAAGUGUUAUUCUUAAAUAAUGGAUCAGCCAGGAUACUUGCCAUACCCAAAGGGUUUCUCAACAAGGGCGAUUCACGUCGGCCAGGAACCAGAAAAAUGGGACUCCAUGGCGCUUGUGCCUCCACUUGUCAUGUCCACCACAUUCAAGCAAUAUUCACCUGCUAAUUUUAAAGAAUUUGAAUAUGGAAGGUCCGGAAAUCCUUCCAGGAAUGUCUUGGAGGAAUGCCUGGCAUCCCUAGAGAACGCCAAGCAUGCCAUGUGCUUUUCUUCUGGUUUAGCAGCUACCAACACACUUCUAGGCAUGUUUCAAUCUGGGGAUCAUGUUAUCAGUGGUGAUGAUAUCUAUGGCGGCACAUACAGGCUGUUCAGCAAAGUUGCCAGCAAGUUUGGUUUGGAGUUUUCUAUUGUUGAUACAACUGAUAUUACCAAAGUUGAAGCUGCCAUCAAACCUAACACUAAGUUGAUUUGGUUAGAAACACCAACAAAUCCUUGCCUGAAAGUAAACGACAUUCGCGCCGUGGCGGCCAUUGCAAAAUCCCGUAAUGUCCUCCUCGCUGUAGACAACACUUUCUUAACUCCGUACUUGCAACGGCCUUUAGAACUAGGCGCCGACAUGUCAGUAUAUUCUCUGACUAAAUACAUGAAUGGCCACUCUGAUGUUGUAAUGGGUGCGAUUGUCACCGAUCGUACUGAUUUGAAUGAACGCCUUCGUUUCCUGCAGAAUUCAUUGGGCGCAGUGCCCUCACCUUUCGACUGCUCCAUGGUGACUAGAAGUCUUAAAACUCUCGCGGUGCGAAUGCGUCAGCACAGUGCAAAUGCAAUUGCUGUGGCAAAGUUCUUAGAAACACACGAAAAAGUCGUUAAAGUUUUACAUCCAGGCCUACCAAGCCAUCCGCACUAUGAAUUAACUAAAAAGCAGACUUCUGGGCACAGCGGCAUGGUUACUGUUUACUUGAAGGGAGAAAUUGAACAAGCGAAGAAAUUCUUGACUGCUUUGAAGGUGUUCACCUUGGCGGAGAGUCUUGGAGGAUAUGAAAGUCUCGCUGAACUUCCUUCGGUGAUGACACACGCAUCAGUCCCACCAGAACAACGCAAACUCCUUAACAUCACCGAUAACUUGGUGCGUCUCUCCGUGGGUUUGGAAGACAUCGAGGAUUUAAUCGCGGAUUUGACUCAAGCGUUGAAACAGAUUUAACUGUUUGCAAGGUACAAAAACAAGGCCUAACAAGAAUAUCAGAACCCAAGUUAAACAGCAUAUAAAUUUAUUUUUAAUAAAUUAAAUUACUUAUUCACAGUUGAGUAAUGCAUGCAUAUCCUUGUUAGACCAUUGAUGAUGGCGUCGCAGGUCAUUUUAUUGAUGCCCGAACACUUUGCCAAGUGCAUUUUUACACUAUAAAUAUACUGCAAGAAAACAA
Molecule: messenger RNA, 1586 nt
Organism: Dalotia coriaria
Lineage: Eukaryota; Metazoa; Arthropoda; Insecta; Coleoptera; Staphylinidae
Gene: Cth
Product: Cystathionine gamma-lyase
Exons: 5
Coding region: 191-1366 (391 amino acids)
Biological process (GO): transsulfuration
Cellular component (GO): cytoplasm
Molecular function (GO): pyridoxal phosphate binding; carbon-sulfur lyase activity
Source: RefSeq, a predicted model, not a curated record